AUGCUGAAGCUGAUGGAUCAGAAGGAAGAAGUACGAGACCGAGGCUGCGGCAGGACGCGGAGGAAGCAAGAAAAACGUGCUGAGCUCACCAAGCAACACGGAAAGUCCCAGUUCCACGUCGCCGAGCCUACCUUGAAGGCUCUCACGGAGACUCUCAACACGUUGAGCACGAGCGUGCACGAGGCGCACAAGCAGGGUACCCAAAUCGAGGACGAGGACAUCGCCGAACUCAUCGCCGAACUCCGCAUCGAACCCGGAAAGCCGCUCCUGGAGGAAGCGGUGAACGCGAUUCAAGGGUGGGCUACCAUCGAGGACGACGAUGAAGUGGUUGAGGCUCUCAGAGAGGAUACGGUGGAAGACAUGACGGCACAGCUGGCUGGGACUCGAGUGUCUACCGGCCGCGAGGAGGAGGACGAGGAGGAGGACAGCGGCGAUGACAACACGGGGCUCGCGCGCCGUGUCCCACCGGCUUAUGGUGAACUGUCGUCUCACUUCGGCGUCCUGGAAGCGGCAGCAGAGGAGAGCGGCAAUGGAGACGCGGCGCUCUACCUAGCGAAAGCGAAGAUGGCGAUGAUUGCAGCGCAUUCCAAGAGGCGGGUGCGCCAGGCAGACAUGAGGGAGUUUGUUGCUACGGAGUAA
Molecule: messenger RNA, 639 nt
Organism: Ectocarpus sp. CCAP 1310/34
Lineage: Eukaryota; Phaeophyceae; Ectocarpales; Ectocarpaceae
Source: the annotation of a GenBank genome assembly